AUGUUGGUUGGUCGUGAAGUGAAGGGUAGCGACCUCAAGGGUCAAGGGCAGAUUUUCUGGUAUUAUGGUCAGCCAUUUGCUACAGAAACUCCUCUGCAUUCUAAAGCUGCAAAGGAUAAUUCAGUUGUCGCUAAAGACGCGCGAACUAAACCUGCAGUAAUUGAGGAGUUAUAUAUACCUGGGACUGUUUACUAUAUUAAAAGGAACCUGGGAUCCAAAACUGACGGUGAAAAGGAUUUUUUCACCCUUUACCAGAGGGAUCCUGGUGAGCAUUUCCAGAAGAUAUUUUUUUCGGGCAAUUUUAUCACAGACCACAGAUGUGAUAGCCAUUAUUAUGCUUUGAGAGAUGUUCUUAAAGGUUUGCCAUGGUCUGGAGAGGAAGGGAAGCCUUACAGUUAG
Molecule: messenger RNA, 399 nt
Organism: Sphenostylis stenocarpa
Lineage: Eukaryota; Viridiplantae; Streptophyta; Magnoliopsida; Fabales; Fabaceae
Source: the annotation of a GenBank genome assembly